Molecule: messenger RNA, 2089 nt
Organism: Solanum verrucosum
Lineage: Eukaryota; Viridiplantae; Streptophyta; Magnoliopsida; Solanales; Solanaceae
Product: protein TPX2-like
Exons: 18
Coding region: 284-1789 (501 amino acids)
Biological process (GO): activation of protein kinase activity; mitotic spindle assembly; regulation of mitotic spindle organization
Cellular component (GO): nuclear microtubule; mitotic spindle
Molecular function (GO): microtubule binding; protein kinase activator activity
Source: RefSeq, a predicted model, not a curated record
CGCUACCAACAAGUCUCACACUACUUACUGCUAAAUAGUACUCCUUUUUUCUGUCUUUUCUCUUCCCAAAUCUCCAUGAAUCGUUUCGUCUCUUCUCUUCUUCUCCUUCUUCCAAUUCUUUCUCGUUUUUCUAUGGACUGACUAGGGCUUUUUCCUUCUCCAUUAUCAUCGAUUCCAGUGUUUUUUUCUUCUUCCAUUUCUCGUUCCUCAAGAUCACAAUCACUGUGUGAAAAAUCACGCUUGAGUUUGUGUUUCAAAAUCGACGGUUAUCGGAAACUGUGCGAUGGGAGAAAUGGAAGAAGAUAUGGAGGAUAUGGUUGAGUAUACGUUUACAGCGGUGGAGAUUGACCUCGAUUACGAGUUUGAUGCACCUCGUUACUUUGAUUUAGGUUGUGAAGAGGCUUUGCCUGAGACUUGUCAAGCUGAGAGUUGGUUUGAAUCUGCCGGAAGCUAUCCACCUUCUCCUUUUGUCACUAGGUUAAUUUCGAAGGAGGACAGUUUCCUGGAAAACAUUCAUGUAUCACCGAAAUCCAAAGUUGUGAAUAUGAGUUUGUCUGAUAGUGAUUCUGAUAUUGAGGUUGAGCAAGAGGUUCCUGCUGUAAUGCAAGAAGGCGAGGUCAACAAUGCAGGAAUUUCUGCUAACUUAGAAAUUAGCAAUGCUGAGAAACUUUUAAAUCAACUGAGACAGCUUCCUUCAGGGCUGACUUUCUACAAUCACAUGGCUACAGGUGCCACUGCCACAAGAGGUAAAACCAGGUGCUCAGGAAAGCCAUCUUUUCCCAGGGGCUCAACCCUCAUGAAACCAACCGCAAGUCACUUAGCCAAGCAAAACCUGCCUCAUCCAAUAGGUGAAUCGAGGUUACCCACAUUCUUGGUUGAGAAAAACGGAACCAGUUCAACUGUGAUCGAGACUCAAUCUGCCAAGAGACAAAAGCUUGAGAGUGGUCAUCUACGGAAGGUUGCCGAAGCGAAGCCUGUAUUUAGUUUUGUUCACAAGGCACCUAAGCGAGAUGGAAAAGUUGAUGGCAACAACACAUUGGCGAAGCCCAGGAUUACUAUUCCUAGAGAGCCUGCACUUCAAACAACUCAUAGAGCACAAAGAGCAAGGCCAAAAGGUAGUGAACAAGCAGAAAAUUUGCCGCCGACAGCUAUACGUAGAUUCAAAGCUCUUCCACUAAAUAGAAAGAUCUUUGAAGGUCCUUCUUUGCCUCCAAAAAGAAGUAAUCCACAACUUCCGCAGUUUCAAGAAUUUCACCUGAAAACGUCAGAGAGAGCCGUGCAACAUCGUUCAGCCGUUUCAACUUCUGCUGCCAAUUCUUCUUCUAUUAAUGACAAGGUGUUGCAGAAAGCCAGUUUUAAUUCAACCAUGGAAUGUAGAAAUAGAGAAUUCAGAAGAGUCAAUCAUGUAGAGGCUCCAAAGCAAGAAGAAUCGGUGUCCACCUACAACUUCAAAGCUCUUCCCCUUAAUAAAAAGAUUCUAUCAAGUAAAGGAGACAUUGGAGUGUUCCGAAAUACCAAGAAGGAAACCACAGUGCCAAUGGAGUUUAAUUUUCACACUGUAAAGAGGAUUCAUCAUAAUCCGCCAAUUGAUUUGUUUAAAAAGCUAUCUCUUAUGUCUGAGCCCCAACAAGCUGCAGGAGUGCAAUCGAAAGCACAAAGACCAUCCUGCUUUCUGUCAAAGGGUUCUAAAGAAAAUAGAUGGGCUUAUUUCCAACAAAACCAUGAGAUAGUACACACGGAGACCGGAAAACUAGCUGAUCUCAAAAGCAAAGCCAAUUUUGUUCGGUAGUGAUGUGGGGUAACUGAAGUUUGUCAAGUCUCUUACACGAUCAACAGGUGUUUGGGCUUUUUAGGGACAAAACACAGCACAUUUCUGGACGUUGAUGGAACACCUUUUUGCUUGAUUCAAAAGGCAGACUGAGAUGAUGUAGCAAUGCCAAUACAUAACAAUUGUCUGAAAUUGUCAAGUGCAUUCGAAUAUAUAGAAGUUUAUAACUUUAUGUAAAAAUCACUUUCUACAGAUGUAAACCAUCAGAUACGAACGGCAAUGUUAAUCCCCAUGUGAAUAAAAAUGAGCAAGUUUUUGUUU